Molecule: messenger RNA, 855 nt
Organism: Maudiozyma saulgeensis
Lineage: Eukaryota; Fungi; Ascomycota; Saccharomycetes; Saccharomycetales; Saccharomycetaceae
Source: the annotation of a GenBank genome assembly
AUGUCAACCGAUUUAGCAAAUGACCUAGGUUUUGACCCAACUUUAAAGAAGAAGAAGAAGACCAAGAAGGUUGCCCCAGAUUUUGAUGCCGGCACUAGUACCGACACUACUGAGACCACAAGUAAUGAUGAUUUGUUCUCUGGUAUGAAAAAAAAGAAGAAGAAGUCCAAGUCUACAUCAAAGGAUGCUGAAACCACCGAAGGUGAUGUCGACGAAGUCUCUGAAGCACUAGGAGAACUUUCCUUAAAGAAAAAGAAGAAGAAGAGCAAGGAACUAGCCACUGUUGAUGAUUUUGAAAAAGAAUUAGCCAAAGCAGGUAUUUCUGCCGAGGUUACUGAAGGUUCACCUGCUCCUGAGUCCAGUGCACAACAAGAGGCUGGUCUUCCAUACGCUGAUUUAUUAUCUAGAUUUUUCAACAUAUUAAGAGCUAAUAACCCAGAACUUGCUGGUGAUAGAUCAGGUCCAAAGUUUAGAAUUCCACCACCUGUAUGUUUACGUGAUGGUAAGAAGACUAUUUUCUCUAACAUUCAAGACAUUUCCGAAAAAUUGCAAAGAUCUCCUGAUCAUUUGAUUCAAUAUCUAUUUGCCGAAUUAGGUACUUCAGGUUCUAUUGAUGGUCAAAAGAGAUUAGUCAUCAAAGGUAAAUUUUUAUCUAAGCAAAUGGAAAACGUUCUAAGAAGAUAUAUCUUAGAAUACGUCACCUGUAAGACUUGUAAGAGUAUUAACACAGAAUUAAAGAAAGAACAAUCCAACAGAUUGUAUUUCUUAGUCUGUAAGAGUUGUGGUUCUACCAGAUCUGUUUCUUCCAUCAAAACUGGUUUCCAAGCUACUGUCGGGAAAAGAAGGAGGAUGUAA